Molecule: messenger RNA, 1586 nt
Organism: Daktulosphaira vitifoliae (grape phylloxera)
Lineage: Eukaryota; Metazoa; Arthropoda; Insecta; Hemiptera; Phylloxeridae
Product: lachesin-like
Exons: 10
Coding region: 40-1368 (442 amino acids)
Cellular component (GO): neuron projection
Source: RefSeq, a predicted model, not a curated record
AAUGCCGCCGAAUCCCUCGUUGUAUUGCCGUCAGUAGUUAUGUGGCCGUUGGCCGUAUCGCUCGUCGCAUGGAUUGCGUACUGGUUCAUUUUCAGCGUCCGGCAUAUCGACGUAUUUGCAAUAGAUUCAACAGGAACGCCGAAAUUUGGAGAAGAUCUCAAUAAUGUGACAGUUCCUGUUGGUCGAGAAGCAGUGUUUGUUUGUAAUGUCGAUGGACUUUCUACUUUUAAGGUGGCUUGGUUGAGAGUAGACACUCAAACUAUUUUAACGAUCCACAGCCAUGUAAUUACAAAAAACCACAGGAUCGCAGUAACGCAUAGUGAUCAUCGGAUAUGGUAUUUACACAUACGUGAAGUUAAAGAAGCAGACAGAGGAUGGUAUAUGUGUCAAAUUAAUACCGACCCAAUGAAAAGCCAACAGGGUUACUUGGAAGUAGUUGUACCUCCAGAUAUCUUGGAUUAUCCAACGAGUACAGAUAUUGUAGCCAGAGAAGGUGGUAAUGUUUCAUUACAAUGCGCUGCUUCUGGGUUUCCAACACCAAGUAUUACUUGGAGAAGAGAAGGCAGUCAACUUAUUCAAAUGGCUAAUGGACCAUCUGUAUCAACAAUAGAGGGUUCUUGGCUAAAUAUAUCAAAAGUUAAUCGUUUACAUAUGGGAGCAUAUUUAUGCAUAGCUUCCAAUGGAAUCCCACCAUCUGUAAGCAAACGAAUUAUGUUAAUUGUACAUUUUCCUCCUAUGAUUUGGAUUCAAAAUCAACUUGUUGGACUUUACCAAAGUGAUUCGGUCACUUUAGAAUGUCAUUCAGAAGCAUAUCCAAAAUCAAUAGAUUACUGGACUAAAGAUAAGAGUACCCUUAUAUCAAAUGGUACUAAAUAUCAUACUGAAUUAGUUGAAAACACGUAUAAAACACUCAUGAAAUUAACGAUACAUUCCGUUUCAUCACUUGACUUUGGCAUGUACCAAUGUAUAUCAAAGAACUCAUUAGGUGAUACAGAUGGAUCUAUUAAACUCUAUGAAAUACCGAGACCAACAACAACUACAACGACAACUGAAGCAACAACGACCACGAAGAAAGCUAUGACAACAACAAGGAAAAGCCCAUCAAAACUUGACGGCACCGCACCCGCAAACGACUUGGACCGGAGGCCGUCGAAAAAGACCGGAAAACACGGUGACGCCAACGUAGACGCUAAUAAGAAGGACCGUACAGGAGGAGAACGACAAACUUCUCGGACAGCUGCCGCUGUCGGAGAAAACAAUGGGUCAUCGUCUUAUGGUAAAAAGCAUAAAAGCGGAGCAAAUAACACUAAUCCAGUAUUCGGAAUUUUAUCAGUUUUGAUAAUGUUACAAAAGAUUUUUCUUGUAUGAACUUAUACUAUAACAAAGAUACAUAAGAUAAAAAAAACUCAUUUCCAUUGUUACAGUAUAUUUUAAUGUUUUAUAUUGUGUCGUAUUACGUAUUUGUACGUCAUAUUGUAAAAUGUAAUUAUUUUUUACAUGUAAAUAAAACGUAGCAUCGUGUUGGCCUAUAAUCAGCUAAUGGGACAUUGUAAAAAAAUACUGACAAGAAGCUACCAUGAUCUGAA